Messenger RNA from Microtus oregoni (creeping vole), 1268 nucleotides. RefSeq names its product bcl-2-binding component 3, isoforms 3/4-like. Bases 1 to 843 code for a protein of 280 amino acids. The record is from RefSeq and is a predicted model, not a curated record. The transcript is spliced from 3 exons. NCBI's taxonomy places the organism in Eukaryota, Metazoa, Chordata, Mammalia, Rodentia, Cricetidae.
AUGCAAGAUGGCAAACCAAAUUCCUAUCACAGACUUGGGCGGUUUGUCGGCUUUUCCAAGCAGCCCAAACAGGCAAGAGUUCAGGACGAGAGGUGUCCCUGCCCACACGUCUCCCGCCAGAAGGCAAGGCGAAGCGAUGGCUUCGGGCCCACCAGCCGAGGGGUUUCGUUACCAGGCCGACAGCACCCUACGUCCACGACGCCUGGGCUCCGGGCCCGGCCGCCGCUGCACAAAGGCCGCGACUCCGCGUGGCCCAGCCCGCCUCGCGCGCUGCGCCCCGCCCCGAGCCCCGGCCUGCGGCCUCGCCCGGGAGGGGAGGAGGAAGGGAAGGGCGCAGCCUCUCCAGGCCGCAGCGCCCGCUACUCGCGGGGCGCCCCUCGCGCCCCGCACCUACCUGUGGCGCCCGCGACCUGCCCGAGCCGCCCGCAGCCCGACCACAGACGGCCGACCCUCACCGCCCCGGCGCCGCCGCAACCCGCCAAGGCCCUCGCAAGCUCUAGGCUCUUGAGACCAGCUGCCGCGCGGACGAGCGGAGGGCGGGCCUUAUCGGCGCGCGACCAAUCCCGGCGCACGGCAGCCGCGCAUUGGGGGAGCCGGGAGCGGGCUGAGGAGGCCGCCAAUCGGCGGCGCGAGGCGCGCGCGGCCCAAUUGCGAGACGCGAUGGCGGACGCGUGGGCGGGACCAGGCGCCAGCCUUGAGGAGCUAACGACCGUGGCCCAGGCGGGACUAGGCGCGCUGAGGACUGCGGCCGCAGGGAGCGCCGGGAGAGAGAAGCUGGUGCCUCACUAUGAAGAAAGGAGCAGCAAAUCCAGAUCCAAAGUACACAGUCAUCAUCGCCAGUAACCGCCACUUGUUUUCCACCGAAAAUGGCAAAUUCUUUCCACGGCCCUCCUCGUAGUGGCUGCAACGGACCACGGAGGUGAUGAACCUCAGACACUUUGGCCCAACAUGGUGCUGCUGGAAGCUCAGCAAGGGGCGCAGGGGUGGACGGCGGAGAUAAUGGCCGCACCACCACAAUCCUCUUCCUUCACGACCUUCGGAUUGGUAUUUUUUUUUUAAGUAAUAAAAAAAAAGGAAAAAAAAGACUCAUUUCACUCUGGAGGAAAAGGACCUUACCAUACAUUUCUAACUACCUCCUAUGCUACCAACACUUGAGAUUAAAGUCAUGCAUCUCUUGUUUUUUUCUCUGUGUAACAGUCCUAGCUAUCCUGGAACUAUCCAGGAUGGCCUUGAACUCACAGAGAUCCACCUGCCUCUGCCUCCCGAGU